GGGCGAGAGCCUUGAAAAGAAGAGCAGGAAGACGAGUGCAACCACAGACAAGCUUGGACCCAGAGCAAGAACCAGAACCAGAAGCAGCAGCAGCAGCAGCAGAAGAAGAAACAUGCAGCCUGGUCCAGGUCCCGCCAUUCUGGUUGUGAUCGCGCUGGUUCUGUGCAGCCCGGCUGUUACCGCUCAGCCUGACAGAGAGCAGGACGAGUACCAGAACCAAGACCUGAACCUGGAGCUGCGCCACCAACAGAUGCUGCAACAAGCUCAUGGUGUCCUGUCACAGGACUGGACCAAACGUGCGGUGGAGGACCUGCUGGCCCGUAUGGCGCUGCCCGAGGCCGACGGCCAGCGGGAGGCUGAGCUGGUUGCCUCGGUGACCGGGAGCGGGCGGAUGAACCUGCAGCGCUCGGUGGACACCCCCAACAGCCUGCCCCCCCGUGAACGUAAAGCUGGCUGCAAGAACUUCUACUGGAAAGGUUUCACUUCCUGUUAGAUGCUACACCUUGUAUCUAACCCUUGACCCCCACCUGCCACCCCCCCACUCCAACUUCCUUAUUGACCAGAUGACAUGGGCGUGGCCUUAGAGCUCAACCAAUCAGCUGCAGUCUGCUUUUACCUGUCUAAAUGACAUAUUUAAUUCAUUAAAA
This is a messenger RNA of Doryrhamphus excisus (bluestripe pipefish), 647 nucleotides long. RefSeq names its product somatostatin 1, tandem duplicate 2 (gene sst1.2). The record is from RefSeq and is a predicted model, not a curated record. Gene Ontology annotation, cellular component: extracellular region. Gene Ontology annotation, biological process: regulation of cell migration. Gene Ontology annotation, molecular function: hormone activity. NCBI's taxonomy places the organism in Eukaryota, Metazoa, Chordata, Actinopteri, Syngnathiformes, Syngnathidae.